Molecule: messenger RNA, 2919 nt
Organism: Exophiala xenobiotica
Lineage: Eukaryota; Fungi; Ascomycota; Eurotiomycetes; Chaetothyriales; Herpotrichiellaceae
Exons: 4
Coding region: 991-2238 (415 amino acids)
Biological process (GO): regulation of cyclin-dependent protein serine/threonine kinase activity; mitotic cell cycle phase transition
Cellular component (GO): nucleus; cyclin-dependent protein kinase holoenzyme complex; cytoplasm
Molecular function (GO): cyclin-dependent protein serine/threonine kinase regulator activity
Source: RefSeq, a predicted model, not a curated record
CUGCACAUCGUCGUCGCCGAGCAUCCCUGUCAACCCUGCAAGCUUCUGGGCUGGCUGCCGCGCCCAAUCACCACCGACGGGCUCACUCCUCCUGUCAACCUCUCGCACACUCCACUCUCCACUCGUCUCUCACUUCAUCUCGACGGUGCCAUCUCCUGUUCUUUCCUCUCCUCCACUGCUCGUCCUCUACCCGCAAUCCCAUGAGGCCUUGACCUCGUCCUUUUAUCCUCCCUCUUCCCCUUCUCCUCUGUCGUUGGACGAAAGAUAUCACGACCUCUUCUCGAAUAUCCCGAAUGUCCACGACUCCCCUCCUAUCUCUCCCAGCUCUCACCUAUUCCUCCUGAGCCUUGUUCGACAUCCUGAACCGAAGCUUGCUCUGCUCCCCAACCUGCACUCAUUUCACUGGACGUUCUGGAUAGCGUUCCAUCAAAGGUCAUUGGAAGCAGUUGAAAGACGCCCAUUGGGUUCGAAAAGAUUGACGUCUCUUCGACCAAGCUCUAGCCUCGAGUUCGUCCAAGGCAAGGCGAACAAGUCUAGAAUACUCACGAUCCAAGGUUCCCAGUGCGAAGCUGGUAUCCUCUGUGGACUUUCCAGCCCACAUUCCUGAUCAGAGUCCAAAGCUCAACCCCACGGAGGCGUUCAUUCGACCUUCGUAGCCCUCAGCGCACGAGCGACCAAUCUGCUCGCCAUUCCGAUCCUUGACUAGAUGAUCCCUAGUAACAAGGAUUCUUGGAUCACUCGUGCCGUCCUUUCUCCUUUCGGAUACUCCUCAAUCUAGAAGAGCAUCUCACUUGGUUCCUGGCCACCUCCAGUUCGUGCAACAUUUGAUUGCGUCCCUUCAUUCACUCCUUUUUGAGAAUUAUCUUACAUACGACUGUCCUUCACUUUUCUCCGUCGUCCUAACUUCGCCCUGCCGCCAACAAACCUUCGGUUAAUCUCCUCUCACUUCAACCGCAGCGAGUCUCGAACCCUUCUUCCACAUCCUUCAACAUGGCUUACAACAGGAUCUCCUCAUUUGGUUCCAACGACAGUGGUUACGAGAGUGGCAUUGUCGAGGUUUUUGAUGAACCUGCCCAACCCAUCAUCAAAAAUGUCGACCAUGCGAAGGAAGUUGCGAGACAUCGGCAACAUCUGAUAGCCUCUGAGCUAUCGAGAAGAGACGCAGAGGAAUACCAAAAUGACAUGCUUGACCAUAUGUUGAAGAUGGACGCGGACACCAUGGCCGAUGUGGACGCGAUUGACAUUCAGACAGAAAUCCAGUGGUUCAUGAGACCAUACCUCCUUGACUUCCUCGUGGAGGCCCAUUCCGCGUUCCAACUCCUGCCGGAAACUUUGUUCCUUACUAUCAACCUUCUGGACCGCUACUGCUCCAAGAGAGUCGUCUACAAACGUCACUAUCAACUCGUGGGCUGUGCAGCACUGCUCAUUGCCGCAAAGUAUGGAGACAAGAAAGAGAAGGUUCCAACAAUCAAGGAGUUGAAGUCCAUGUGUUGCUCCCUCUACGACGAUGAUAUGUUCUUGCAGAUGGAAUGGCACGUUUUGUCGACUCUGGGCUGGACUAUCGGUCAUCCUACCGUCGACUCGUUCAUGCGCCUUGCUGUCAAGGACAAUGUCUACGAUCCUGAGGCCGAAAGUCUGACUCUUUACAUUCUGGAAAUUGCUCUUUACCACAGAGACUUUGUGUCAAAGCGAUCUUCCACUCUAUCGCUCUCAGCUCUUGCUCUUGCACGACAUAUCCUAGGGCGGCCGCAAGCACGUGUCCAUGAAUUUGGUUCUCACUUCUGCAGCACCACGGUGAUAGAAUUAUUGAACAAGAUUCACGAACCUUCCAGCAUCCUGUCACGGAAAUAUGCCUCAGUCCGCUACUCUAGCGUCUCUAGAGUCUUGUCAAGCUUCCUCGCCCAGAAAGCAGCUGCUAUGUCUGCCGCCUCAGCAAGGACACCGUUGACGCCUACUUACGAGCUCACUCCACCAUCGACCAAUGCCAAACUGGCCGGCACAGAGUACUUCCAAAGUUACGCCACUCCGCAAAAGCCUCAAUUUCCGUCCAUCGUCCAAAACGGUCUUUACACACCUCCCAUCACUCCAGAAGGUGAGAUGUUCGGCGUGACUCAAAAGACCUUCGGCGCACCCAAUCAAUACGCUCCACCCACGCCCAGUCCCAAUGCAGUGCUCGGUCAGCAGUACACCUCUCAAUGUUCUGCAUCUACUCGCCAAAGGAGCGGCGAAUCCUACUGAAGAAUCGCGGCGGAUGAGAAACUAGAAUGUUGAUCAUGGUUUCGCUUCACCACCACCCUAAGUCUGUCUGCAACACUGAGUGUUCUGUUACAACACAAUCGUCUUUGUGAGGAUGUAAUUUUUUUUUCUGCAUUGCAAGCGUCCAGUUCGGCAUCAAAGCUAGUCCUCAGAGUCAUGGAAGGAAGGAGGAAAAAGGGAUAUCUGUGGCAGCGUUCUUUCUAAUUCAAAGCGCGUGAAGGUGUGAUAUCACCGGAAAAAGUCGGGAAUGUCCAAUCUUUUCUCACUGGCUUGCAAUUCUGCAACAGGGUCAGCAAAAAGAACAUGUUUCGGGUCUGAGGGCGGUGGAACGUAAUCUACCGGGCUAGACAGAGGAUGUGAAAGGGCUGCAAAAUUGUGAACUAGCCAUGGCUGGAAGGAGUUUCUCGAAGAGAUAGAUACUUCGCUGGAUCUGAAGGUCCUGCAAUGGGGGCGAAUCCGUUGUUGAGUGCUGUUCACCAAGGAUUCCCCGUACUAUGUGUCAAUACAAGUCUGAAUCUUGUCUUCUUUGCUCUUCUGGAAAGCAUAAAGAGUGCCUCAUGCGCAUCAUUUCGGGAAUCUGAGGCGAAGACUAUAGUACGAGAAGUGUUCCAUUUGCAAUUGUCCAUGGCCAGUCUCGUGUACGCUGAACUCGGCAUCUCAUCC